GCGUAAUAUAAACAUUUAAGUUAACAUAAAAUAGAUACUACUAUGUAUAAUAAUAAAUAAUUAGAAUUGCAUAAAGUAUCACACUUUAAUAGAGCUGAAAAUUUUUCUGGUAUAAAUGUAUAAUGGUAUAAUUGAGUAUUAUUCCAUUCCAUUUCAUACUCCGUAUAUAGAAGAAAAAAAGUUUUCAAUAAUUCAUUCAUUUAUUUGUUUUGUUUUUUUGCUAUGGCGACUCUAUAAUUCCCAAACAUGAACCAUGGGCUGUUUUCUAACCACUCCAUCAAUAUUGCAUAUAAAACACCUCUGCAACACUGACCAUUUGGACUUGGAGAAACCACCAAAAAUCCCAUCUUUCAUAAAAACUCUUCCAAGGAGAACCAAUAAUCCCCUCUUCUUAGCCACCAUGUUGCUAGGCAAAAAGCUGAACCCGAUGAUCGGAAAAUUCGCCGGCGUACCGGUUUCCGGCACUGCCAAUGAUGGUUCAACCAGCCCAAGAAGUCCUCUGGACCGGAAGGUUCAAUCAGCAAGAUGCCCAAAAAGUUACGAUCUUGGCGGGGUUGGACUGGCUAUAGUAGCUGCCCUUGAACAAUCCGGUGAAAUUCCGGCCGGUAUGGUGGUGUACAGCCGGAAAUCGAAACGGUCCGUCCCAAUUCCGGUGAACCCAGGUCGGAUUCCGGCGAGGGUCGUCUCUGAACCCAGCAGCCUGGAAGAAGAGUACACCAUAGUCACCUGCCGGCGCGGCGCCGACAACCAGACGUACACCAGAGUCUACUGCGACAACGGCGAGGUCUCCAGUUACAGAAACCCGGCGAGAAGUCAUCGGCCGAGCUUCUUCACCAUUUCUCCGGCGAGAUUUGCAGAUACUCCGGCAUGCCCGAACUCAGAUUUCCUCAAUUCAUGCCAUUUAUGCCACAAAAAGCUCACCGGCAAAGAUAUAUACAUGUACAGGGGAGAAAAGGGUUUUUGCAGCACGGAAUGUAGAUAUCGGCAGAUAGUGAUGGACGAGCGCAAAGAAAAUUGCAGCUUGGAGAUUUCUGGGUCGCCGUACAAAAAUGAUCAGCUGUUUUCGACCGGAAUUCUGGCCGUCUGAUGAUCGGAAUUGCUCCGGCUACUUUUUUUUAAUUAAUUUUUUUUGGGGAUUAUGUAAUAUUGUUAUAAAUUAAUGUUAUUAUAGAGAUGUAAAUGGGGGUGAUGGGUAUAUAAAGUAUAACUUCGGAAUACUUCUAUACACGCCUGAGAAAUGCGAUGAUAAG
Messenger RNA from Cuscuta epithymum, 1250 nucleotides. The record is from the annotation of a GenBank genome assembly. NCBI's taxonomy places the organism in Eukaryota, Viridiplantae, Streptophyta, Magnoliopsida, Solanales, Convolvulaceae.